AUGCCUCGAUACCCCGAAGUAAUUUGUGUACUUGGGGGUUAUGACUGCAGUUCAAAGAAACGCCUCUCCGAUAUUACCUGCGUUUCACUUGAUUUUAACUCCAGAUGGCAGCCAUGGCAAAUGGGCCAGCUUCCAAAUGGGGAGGCAUUGUCUUUAGCAUCCGCACUUGUUGCGGAGGAUGGACGUAUCUAUUUCAUCGGUGGCUGGAGACAAGAUGAUACAGUUUCAUCCAGCACAUUCAUAUACGAGAUAUCUUCAUCCCGUUGGUCGAUUGGACCAAGGCUUAAUAUGUGCAGAUGUCUGUUUGGAAUUUGCAUUGUUGGUUGGAAAAUUUACGUUAUUGGUGGAUGGGGCAGCAAGAAUGGAAUUUCCCCGCGUAAGCUAUAA
Molecule: messenger RNA, 387 nt
Organism: Protopolystoma xenopodis
Lineage: Eukaryota; Metazoa; Platyhelminthes; Monogenea; Polystomatidea; Polystomatidae
Source: the annotation of a GenBank genome assembly